AUGGCAAAACAACAGAAAAAAUUAGCUGAUGAAAUAGAGAAAGUGUUGGAGAAGUCUAAAGGGUUUUCCCUUAAGGAUCUGCUGUUCUUCUAUCAGGGAACCCCAUACCCUGUCACUGUAUGCAGUGCAGAGACAUUCCAGGCCCUGGAAAACUUAGAAGCCAGAAGAGAUGAUAUGGUGUUGGUGUCUUACCCCAAAUGCGGUGCAAAUUGGCUUAUCCAGCUCUUAAAUGAUUUGAUAUUUACAACUUCCCAGACUAAACAUAUAAACACAGAACUGCCAUUUAUUGAAUGUGGAGAUCCAGAAAAAUAUCAGAGGAUGAAACAGUUUCCAUCUCCAAGGAUUUUGGCAACACACCUCCAUUAUGAUAAUCUCCCCAAGUCUAUCUUCAAGAAUAAAGCCAAGAUACUAGUGUUGUUUCGAAAUCCUAAAGAUACAGCUGCAUCGUUUUUCCAUUUCUAUAACAACGCCACAGAGGUCCCCAGUUAUAACUCCUGGGAUGAGUUCUUCUCCGAGUUCAUGAGUGGAAAAGUCAGCUGGGGUUCCUAUUUUGACCACGCAGUCACCUGGAACAAACACAUCGAGGAUGAAAAUGUUAUGAUCAUAACAUAUGAAGACCUGAAAGAGAACCUGGCUUCUGGAGUGAAGCAAAUAGCUGAAUUCUACGGAUUCUCUCCAACGGCAGAGCAAAUUCAGUUUAUUGUGGACAGGGGAAGCUUCCAAGCAAUGAGAGAAAAAUCCCAGGAGAUCUAUGGCUCAGUUGGUCCGAUUCUCUUCCGUAAAGGUGCUGUUGGAGAUUGGAAGAACCUUUUUACUGAAGCUCAAAGCCAGGAAAUGGAUGCUAAAUUUAAAGAGUGUUUAGGGGGAACCAAGCUGGAAGCAAAUCUGAAGUAUGAUGUGCACUGCAAGGCCUGAGAAUGGUUACAGAAAAGUCUCACUUCGAUAUGAGCUUUUUAAUUUUUUUAUAUAUACUCUAAAAGGAAUACUUUAAAUCAGGAUGAAUAUCUCAGUUGUAAUUUGUAGCUUGUUAGUGUAAGAUUACAGUUCUGCUAAGUUUAGUUCUGUCAUAUCAGCAGCAUGCAGGCUUCAGUUCGGUAAA
Molecule: messenger RNA, 1099 nt
Organism: Chelonoidis abingdonii (Abingdon island giant tortoise)
Lineage: Eukaryota; Metazoa; Chordata; Testudines; Testudinidae
Gene: SULT6B1
Product: sulfotransferase family 6B member 1
Molecular function (GO): sulfotransferase activity
Source: RefSeq, a predicted model, not a curated record